Rhinocladiella mackenziei CBS 650.93 is the source of this 1218-nucleotide messenger RNA. RefSeq lists its product as uncharacterized. Gene Ontology annotation, biological process: protein phosphorylation; positive regulation of Ras protein signal transduction. Bases 1 to 1218 code for a protein of 405 amino acids. Gene Ontology annotation, molecular function: protein serine/threonine kinase activity. The record is from RefSeq and is a predicted model, not a curated record. The transcript has a single exon. Lineage: Eukaryota; Fungi; Ascomycota; Eurotiomycetes; Chaetothyriales; Herpotrichiellaceae.
AUGUCACUCUAUCUCACAGCGGCCCACUCGUCGCGAGUCAAUAAGCCAACUCAGAAACCGGCCCGUCGUCACUCCUCCUCACCAUUCGCGAAUCUUCCACGCUCAAAACCGUCCAUUGUGCGGACGAAGUCAUUGACCAAUGCCCUCGACGAUGGGCCAGACCAUAGCGACGGGGACGAGGGCGAGGGCGAGGGCAGGCUGGCGCCUAGUGGCAAAAUCUUGUCCACCAUCUCCAUCGAGCCGGCCAAAGACGUUUUAACUGCGGUAAAACAUGCUUGCACCUCCAUGUUCGCGCCUCUUCCCGAACGUGCGGGAAUGAACAGUGUCCGCAUUUCCCACGUUCUGAAUUUCCAGAGAAACCUACCAUCCAUUGUCACUCUGGCACAUGUCCACGCUCUAAUCGCCGCUUCGUCGAAGACGGAGCGCCAGAUUGCCACCUUGCAAUCGGCCGGUAAGCUCCGCAAAAUCAAGGUAACUGGUCGAGGCAACGAUAUCACCGGCACCAGUGAGGUUUUGAUCACCAUGGCGGAUUGGCAAGCCUUACUCGAGCGAAGUGAUGUUGCGCCAGAUGUCGUAGCCGACUUCUGUGAUGUGCUUCGUCGUCAACCCCGAGCCACCUCCAUAUCUUCCCAAGACUUGCCUGCCUCGCAUGUGACCACUUUGACUCGAACGGGUUUUCUCGUCUCUUCUUCUCUUUCCGGCUCUCGCAACCUUUCCUUGGCUGGCUCAUCCCUGGUAGCCAUGCCCAAGAUCUCGCGUGCAGCCUCCGGCACAUCCGCUGCCGUCGGAGGAGACGCGGCCUUCGAGAACCUAGGUGGGGUUGGUGCGGCAAGGCGACCUAAAUCUACUAUUCACCUCCACCGGAACAGUCCAGGGAGCGAACUUGCUCUUUCGGUACCCAAUAUUGGUCCUUACCUCCGACUUCUCAACGCCGGUCGGGCACAUCUUUUGGAACUCUUGGCCCAAUCAAAGUACAAAGAAGGUCCUCUCUACCUUAUACGCGAACGUUGGGAUGGCGCUGUUGAUUCCGAUAAUCGCGUUUCCACCGCCAAACGAAUCCGAGGAGAGUUUUCGGGAGUCAUGCCUGCCAAGACCAAGAAGUGGAAGGAUCUCUAUGGGUUAAACUUCGACUGGAUCGUGGAAGAAUGUCUUGGUGCCGGCUUGAUCGAAUUGUUCGAGACUCGAAGUGUGGGUCUGGGUAUACGUGCAUUGACAUGA